AUGAAGUUAACUGCUGCUUUGAUCGUACGUGUUGUCUUUGCAAAUGGAGACAUACUACCUUUCGUAAGAAUGUUCAGGUUUGCGAUUGUGCAUGCACCUGGUCGUUGCUACAACUGGGGUCUUCAUGGACAUUGCCCUCGAGAUUUGCCUGCUGGUGACAGGAAGAACAAAUGUAAACGAUUUGGAGAGUGGGGUCACAUGGAGAGUGGGGUCACUGCGAUAACAGUCCUAAGAAGCUCAGGUUUGUUCUCUUCGAUGGCGUUGAGAGCAAUGGCAUCAUUUCGUUCUGGUGAUGACUGGAUGAGGGAAAAACGACCCAAAGACCACAACAUAGCUUUUUGGCAUCAGUAG
This is a messenger RNA of Microthlaspi erraticum, 351 nucleotides long. NCBI's taxonomy places the organism in Eukaryota, Viridiplantae, Streptophyta, Magnoliopsida, Brassicales, Brassicaceae. The record is from the annotation of a GenBank genome assembly.